Molecule: messenger RNA, 1075 nt
Organism: Orbicella faveolata
Lineage: Eukaryota; Metazoa; Cnidaria; Anthozoa; Scleractinia; Merulinidae
Product: SCO-spondin-like
Source: RefSeq, a predicted model, not a curated record
UUCCGUCUGUACUCUUAUUGAUGAUAAAAAUAAGUCAAUCAGCGCACGAAAAAUUAGACAGCUAUUGCGAAAUAUUUACUUCCAAAUAAUAUGCAAGUAAUCCAUUGAAUUCAUCAUUCUGAGAGGUCUGCUUUGUUUCUUCUUAUCUCGCUUAUAUAGUAAACGGUAAUUACUCGAAUUGGGGACCUUACGGCGAGUGUUCAAAAUCCUGUGGAGGUGGGGUGAAGACGCGUAAGAGGACAUGUACCAAUCCGCCCCCAGCAAACGGAGGAAAAGACUGCAGUGUCCUUGGAACUGACACUUAUACCAUGAGAUGCAACAUCCAUGGAUGUCCAGUGAACGGAGGUUACACGGAUUGGAAACCGUAUGGCGACUGUUCCAAGACUUGUGGAGGUGGGGUGAAGACGCGAAAACGAACGUGUACAAAUCCACCACCGGCAAACGGAGGAAAAAAUUGCAGUAGACUGGGACCCGACAGCAGUACCAGCAAAUGCAACAAUCAGGAGUGCCCAGUAAAUGGUAAUUACUCGGAUUGGGGACCGUACGGCGAGUGCUCAAAAUCUUGUGGAGGUGGGGUGAAGACGCGAAAGAGGACAUGUAUCAAUCCGCCCCCGGCAAACGGAGGAGAAGACUGCGGUGUCCUUGGACCUGACACUUCUACCAUGGAAUGCAACAUCCAAGGAUGUCCAGUUAACGGAGGUUACUCCGAUUGGAAACCAUAUGGCGACUGUUCCAAGACUUGUAGGGGCGGGGUGAAGAUGCGAAAACGAACGUGUACCAAUCCACCACCGGCAAACGGAGGAAAAGAUUGCAGUGUACUGGGACUCGACAGUACUACCAGCGAAUGCAACAAUCAAGAGUGCCCAGUAAGAAUAUGCACAAUAUUAUCGCCUACAUUUGGAUCAUCUUCGAAUUCUGGCACCUACGAAAGCAACUAGAGUAGAGCAUACAAAGAAUAGGCGCCUUUCCUAGAGGGGUUGCGAGAAUUUUGCGAAGAGCUAAGCUGAAAGCUUGACUCCACAGCUAGGCUAUAAAACAUACAAAGAAAGAUCCUUCACCAAGUGUUGCUCGGAGC